AUGCCAACACACAAUGGCCACGCCCCUCUGAAGGCCGUGUUGGACUUUUAUUCUUCCAUCGUCACCCUCACUGCUGAAGGAGACUCGAUGGUAUCGGAGGAGACACUUGAAGGUUUAGGUACGACCGGCUUCCUUCUGCAAACCCUCUUUGGAUCCAUUUUGAGGAUCGCAUCCCCUUCGGAUCGUGAGCCCGGCACCACCACCGAGUCUUUUGCUACCGCCACCACCGCCGACGAAGACGGCCGCCCCGUGGUGAUGGUUGUCCCUUCCCAGGAAGGUGCUGCGUCGCCCGUUCCUACCACAGCUGCGCAGCUUCCCACCUUGUCAAAACCGCAGCAAAAUCAACAAACUUCACCAGAUAGCCUCACUUCUGCCACAGAUUCCGCCCAACAGCAAACUUCCUCUACGUCAAAAACAACAACAUCAUCAUCAGGAACCGCGACGACCGCGACAAUAACGCAGGCUGUGAUACCCAUCUCUCCUCCAGGCUUUUCAGGUACCAGCGCCAACAUGAACAAUAUGAACAUGGAGGCAGCGGUGCUGCAGGCGUGCAUCGAGGCCGGAAACGAGAAGCGCACAGGCAUCCUCCGAAGACUCCCCGGCGUCGGCACCUCUCAAGCGAACCAGGUCACAGACAGCAGCUCCGAGCAAGGCUCUAGCUCAGAUGCAACUGUAGCACCCAAGACCAAGAGACUGACUGACUUCGCCCCUGAUCCAGGUUACUUUAUCGCAGGUGCCGUCGCUGGAGGACUAUCGCGGACUGCCACCGCUCCUCUCGAUCGUCUCAAGGUCUACCUGCUCGUCAACACCCGAGCCAGUACCGAGACUGCGGCCUCUGCUCUGAAGCAGGGACGUCCGCUGGCUGCUCUGAACAACGCUGUGCGGCCCUUUAGUGAUGCCGUCAAGGAUCUCUGGAAGGCAGGUGGCAUGCGGAGUCUUUUUGCAGGUGCGUUCAUGCUUAUGCUCAUACUCAUGCUUAUAUAUGCACUCAUGGAUGUCAGCUGCUACUGGCUCAUGGUUUCAUCUGUCUUGUACUCCCUAGAUUGGAAGAUGAUUGGCCAAUUCAAACCGAGCAACUCCUUGAAUCAUGUACUGACUGUCCAAGGCAACGGACUCAAUGUCAUCAAGAUCAUGCCCGAGAGCGCCAUCAAGUUCGGAUCCUAUGAGGCCGCAAAGCGAACCCUUUCUAAGUUCGAGGGACACAACGACCCCAGACAGAUCAGCAGCACCUCAAAAUUCGUGGCGGGAGGUGUAGCUGGCAUGGUUGCCCAAUUCUGUGUAUACCCGCUCGAUACACUCAAGUUCCGGCUCCAGACGUCGACGGUCCAGGGCGGCCUCAGUGGCAAUGCACUUGUUAUCGAUACUGCCAAGAAGAUGUGGCAGGCAGGAGGCAUGCGCAUUGCUUAUCGUGGUGUCACCAUGGGCCUCAUGGGCAUGUUUCCCUACAGUGCCAUUGACAUGGGCACAUUUGAGUUCCUCAAAUCCUCAUACAAGAGAUACAUGGCCAAGUACAAGGGCAUUCACGAGGAGGAUGCCAAGCCGGGCAACAUCAUGACUGGUCUCAUAGGAGCGACCAGUGGUGCUUUCGGAGCGUCAGUGGUGUACCCACUCAAUGUCCUCCGCACCCGUCUCCAGACGCAGGGAACAGUCAUGCACCCUGCAACAUAUACCGGCAUCGUGGAUGUCGCACGGCAGACGUUCAAGAAUGAGGGUGUGCGGGGCAUGUACAAGGGACUCACGCCUAACCUGCUCAAGGUUGCUCCGGCCCUGAGCAUCACAUGGGUUGUGUAUGAGAACUCGAAGAGAAUUCUCGGUUUGGAGUGA
This is a messenger RNA of Colletotrichum fioriniae, 1824 nucleotides long. RefSeq lists its product as uncharacterized. NCBI's taxonomy places the organism in Eukaryota, Fungi, Ascomycota, Sordariomycetes, Glomerellales, Glomerellaceae. The record is from RefSeq and is a predicted model, not a curated record. Gene Ontology annotation, biological process: ADP transport; transmembrane transport; ATP transport. Gene Ontology annotation, molecular function: ATP transmembrane transporter activity.